Aphanomyces invadans is the source of this 1504-nucleotide messenger RNA. RefSeq lists its product as hypothetical. The record is from RefSeq and is a predicted model, not a curated record. The transcript has 2 exons. Bases 32 to 979 code for a protein of 315 amino acids. NCBI's taxonomy places the organism in Eukaryota, Oomycota, Saprolegniomycetes, Saprolegniales, Verrucalvaceae.
CGGUCGCCCCACAAUUGAAAUUCCCGCGACCAUGCCAUUGCCCGUUCGCCAACACCCGCAUCCGUAUGCCCAAGUCCAGCACCUCGUCGAGCUCCCCGAGUCGCAGUACGUGCCCCCCGCGCCGCCUGCGUUUGACCAAGACUUGGAAACGUUUGAGCGCCCGGCGACGCUUCGAUAUGGCGAUCCGGUCAAGUCGAUGCUGUUCAAGCUGGACCCGACCGUCGUCCCCCUCAACCAUGGUAGUUUUGGGGCGUGUCCGAAACCUGUGCGCGCGGUGCGGGAAGCGUACAUCGACUUGCAAGAGUUUGAGCCCGUGAAAUACUUUGACGAACUCGGCCCCCGCCUCGCCCGCGUCGCUCGCGUUGUGGCCAACUACGUCCACGCAAAACCCCACCAAAUUGUCAUGGUGCCCAACGCGUCGACAGGCACGACGUGUGUGCUGCGGUCGUUUCCAUUCCCCCCCGGGUCGACGAUCGUCUCGCUCGACCUAGGGUACCCCGCUGUGACGCAGCAAAUGAAACAAGCGUGUGGUGGGCUCAACCACCAUGUCAUUCAUGUGUCCGCGCCAUUCACGCACGCCAAGAUCGUCGACGCUUUCCGCCGAGGACUCGAUGAGUGUGCUCACGACACGGUCGGGCUCGCUGUUGUGGACCACAUCACGAGCGAGAGCGGGCUCGUGUUGCCUCUUCAAGAGCUCAUCGGGUUGUGCAAAUCUCGAGGCAUCCCCGUCCUCGUGGACGGUGCCCAUGGCGUCGGGCACGUGCCCUUGAACCUGGACCAGUUGCAACCAGACUUUUACGUGUCCAACUUUCACAAGUGGAUGCUCGCGCCCAAGUCGGCUGCAUUCCUCUUCAUUCGUGACCCGAACAAGUACACGAUCCAUCCCCCCGUCAUUAGCCAUGGUCAUACCAAGGGCACAAGUGCUGCAUUUGGGUUUGUUGGUGAGAGGGGCCGUGCAAAAUGCAUGACCACAACUUGAUAGUGGAUUAAUCGUAGGCACGAUGGACUACUCGGCGUACUUGUCCGUCCCUGCCAGCAUUGCGUUCCAUACGAAGAUGGGAGGGGUCGACUUGAUGGCGCGCAACCAUGCCUUGUGUGUCGCCGCCGCCCUCCAGCUGGCCAAAGCGUGGGGCACGUCGCUCUUAACCGACGAAGUGGACGCGAUGAUCGGGGCGAUUUGCGUCGUCCUCCUGCCUCUCGAGAUGUUCCGCAACCAACCCAACGUGGUUGACGCGCUCGAAACGUUGCAUCUCGUCCUUCGCAAGCACUACCGCAUCGAAGUCAAGACGGCCCUUGUCGACGGGGCUGCGGGGCUUCGAAUCAGUGCCCAAAUGUACAACGACGAAGCGGACUACAAGAAGCUCCAAGACGCCAUCUUGGAUAUUUUGGCUCGCGAUGCUGCAUCCCUAGCAUUGUAGCGACUCUGCUGCCACGAGCCAACUCGUUGCGCCUGUCAGCACAUCUCCAUAAGACUCUUGUGCGAAGUUCUCCGUCUCGUGCAGCG